This is a messenger RNA of Caenorhabditis angaria, 624 nucleotides long. The record is from the annotation of a GenBank genome assembly. Lineage: Eukaryota; Metazoa; Nematoda; Chromadorea; Rhabditida; Rhabditidae.
AUGGCUGGCUGUAAAAUGCCUAUCAAAACAACGGAUGCGAAUAAGCUAGAGGAGACUGAAGAAAUACCAUGGGAUGUCAAAUUAGUGGAUAGAAUCCGUGCUCGGCAGAAUGCAAAUGAGCAAAAGAAACAUCUCGAAAAUUGUGGCGAGAAUGCUGAGGAGCAACCAAAUGCUGAAACUUCAGAGAAAACUGAAUGUGAGAACUAUUAUUCGAAAAGUUUAUCAACACCUGUGAAGCCCGAAAAUGACCCAAAACCGCUUAUUCAUGAUUUUAAGAAGUGUGCAAUUUGCAUAGGAUAUCAAAAUUUCUUCAACUCAUUGGUAAGUCUAACAAAAGAAUAUGUUCAAAUAAUAAUCAAUGUUAGUACCGAAAAACGUCUUUGUAUGAAGAUGAAAUGUAGAUAUAAAAUGCAUUUACCAUAAAAUUUAAAUGUAUUCUGACACCCUGUACAUCAAAUCAUGUUAAAAACUUAUGUUUUGUUUGAAAAAUUUUUUAUGUUUUAACAGAAUCGGAAUCCCGUGCCAUCAGCUCAACUCGAGCCAGACACUGAGGAAGAUUCCACGGACGACGAAAAUCCAGACUGGAAGAUGGGAUUGCAUCAGAGAUUGUGCCUCAUUUUUUGA